Molecule: messenger RNA, 14984 nt
Organism: Sander lucioperca (pikeperch)
Lineage: Eukaryota; Metazoa; Chordata; Actinopteri; Perciformes; Percidae
Product: potassium voltage-gated channel subfamily C member 1-like
Exons: 6
Coding region: 171-2069 (632 amino acids)
Biological process (GO): protein homooligomerization; potassium ion transmembrane transport
Cellular component (GO): dendrite membrane; neuronal cell body membrane; axon
Molecular function (GO): protein binding; delayed rectifier potassium channel activity
Source: RefSeq, a predicted model, not a curated record
CGACUCCUCCUUCCUGUCCUCUCUCUUCCUCUCAGUUGGCUCUGUGACUCCUUGCCGGGACGGUAUAACAGUAGCCUACAGAGCAGGGACCGGUGGUGGAUGGGGAAGGGCAGUAGCCGCAUCAGCAGCAGCAGUCGGGCACACCGACCGAAACAUGCUCCAGCGCAGCCAUGACUUGCUCGGCGUCAGAUAGCGAGAAGAUCGUAAUCAACUGCGGCGGGAUCCGACACGAGACCUACCGGAGCACCCUGAAGACGCUGCCGGGGACGCGCUUGUCUUGGCUGACCGAACCCGACGCCUACAGCAACUUCGACUACGACCCCAAGUCCGACGAGUUCUUCUUCGACCGCCACCCGGCCACCUUCGCCUUUAUCCUUAACUACUACCGUACCGGCAAGCUCCACUGCCCCAAUGAUGUGUGUGGGCCGCUCUUCGAAGAGGAGCUUGCCUUCUGGGGCAUCGAUGAGACGGAUGUGGAGGCGUGCUGCUGGAUGAACUACCGGCAGCACCGCGACGCCGAGGAAGCCCUGGACAGCUUCGAGCAACCCGAGCCGGACGCACCCGAAGAUGAUCCGGCGCUCACCGGCGGGGCGGACGGCGACCUGAAGCGGCUGUGCAUGCAGGAGGACGGCCGUAGGGCGACGUGGUGGGACGCGUGGCGACCUUUUAUGUGGGCGCUGUUCGAGGACCCCUACUCCUCCAAAUACGCCCGGUAUGUGGCGUUUGGCUCGCUCUUCUUCAUCCUCCUUUCCAUCUCCACCUUCUGCCUGGAGACCCAUCAAGCCUUCAACACCAUCUACAACAAAACAGAGAAUGUCACAAUUGGAAAUGUGACGCAUGAGGAGAUCGUUUAUGAGGUAGUCACAGAUGGCUGGCUGACAUAUGUUGAGGGCGUCUGCGUCAUUUGGUUCACCAUUGAGGUGAUGGCGCGUGUCAUCUUCUGCCCUGACAAGGCAGAGUUCUUCCGCAGCGCCCUUAACAUCAUAGACUUUGUGGCCAUCGUGCCCUUUUACCUAGAGGUGGCGCUGAGCGGCCUUUCCUCCAAAACAGCCAAAGACGUGCUGAGCUUCCUGCGUGUGGUGCGCUUUGUCCGUAUCCUGCGUAUAUUCAAGCUGACUCGCCACUUUGUUGGUUUACGGGUCCUGGGCCACACUCUGCGGGCGAGCACCAAUGAGUUCCUACUCCUUAUCAUCUUCCUGGCGCUGGGCGUCCUCAUCUUUGCUACCAUGAUCUACUAUGCCGAACGUAUCGGUGCCGACCCAGAUGAUCCGACAGCUGCGGCCCACACCAACUUUAAGAAUAUCCCCAUCGGGUUCUGGUGGGCUGUGGUGACCAUGACCACGCUGGGCUAUGGGGAUAUGUACCCUGAGACAUGGUCAGGAAUGCUGGUGGGUGCCCUCUGCGCCUUGGCUGGUGUGCUGACCAUCGCCAUGCCUGUGCCCGUCAUCGUCAACAACUUCGGCAUGUACUACUCCCUUGCCAUGGCAAAGCAGAAGCUCCCUAAGAAAAGGAACAAGCACAUCCCCCGAGCGCCACAGCCCGGCAGCCCAAACUACUGCAAGCCAGAUGCCCUGGCCAUGGCAACCGCCUCGCCACACAGGCUGAUGGGCAAUGUGCUUGGGCCAGGCAUGGUGGGAUCAGGCAGCAUGAUGGGUACUGGAGACUGCCCACUGGCACAGGAGGAGAUCAUCGAGAUCAACAGGGCAGAUUCCAAGCAGAAUGGUGAUGCAGCAGCUAAUGCAGCCCUGGCCAAUGAGGACUGCCCCACCAUUGACCAGGUCCUUGGGGACGAGCGUAGCCCGGCCACCGGGGGCCUUGGCUCCACGACCAGCCGUGAGCGCUACCCGCAUGACCGGGCCUGCUUCCUGCUGAGCGCCGGGGAGUUCCAGCGCACGACAGACGGGAACGUUCGGAAAGCCACGGGUUAUGAGAAGUCACGCAGCCUCAAUAAUAUCUCUGGGAUGACGGGCGCCCCGCUGCGCCUCACCCCCAUUACCAACUCCACCUUUGAACCCUUCGAGCCGCCUGGCCUCAGGCGAUGUCACUCCCCCAUUCCCUCCAUCUUGUAGCAUAGCUGACAGGAAACACAAACAACGAAAUGUCACAAACAACAGCAACAAUAAAAUAUAAAAUGUUUUUUUCUUCUUCUGGGGAACAUGCAAAGAAACAAAAAUCAUCAACAUGGAAGGAGUGUCUCGUGGACAUUUGAUUCAUCCCAGCUGCUCUUUCAUUACCAUUACUCACAUGUUUUCCUCUAGAUUGGAAGAGCAAGAAGGAAUUAGAGCUCUUCUAGACACUAGAGGUUCCUAUUUUAAACCCACAAAAUAGCUAAAUCUUACUGAUCAAGCUGACAUAGACGCUUAAGCAAAUGUAUUUUAAAAUACACAAACACACACUAACACACAUGCCUUACUAACAGGGAUAGAGUCUAGGUUAGUUUAGACUGACAUGAUAGUUGAGUUAGUUUACCUCUAGUGUUCCCUGUGCUACAUCUUGCCUGUAUCUUGACACUGCACUUGCACUUCAAUGCUUUAAGAUUUAAGAGUAGCUAUGAAUAAGAGACUUUUCUGAUAUUAAUCCUCAGAAUGCACACAUUCACACACACACACACACACACACACACACACACAUGCGCGCGCGCACACAUGCACACACACACACACACACACACACACACACACACACAUAAACACUAACAUAUUACUGUAGUAUGCAUGUUUUACCCAUAAGAAUCUCCAGAAUAAGAACAUACGGCAACCUUCGAGUAGAUUGAAAAAAAUAGUUUUUUGUAUACUUAAAGUCAAAAUCAUAUCUCUGAAAAGGAAGUACCCCAAACUGUUGCACCUCGACACCUUUAAAAAAAUGCCAUGUGGGCUGUAGAUGUUCAAUUAUUUUUGUUACAUUGAGACAACCACAACAACCUCUGUUAUACACUUAGUUUGUUCUCAGUGUAUCCCUUGAGAACGGGGAGAGAGGAGAGAAUGACUUCCAAUAGAUUCUACAUCACCUGCAAAACCAACUUAUGAAAGCAGUAGCAUCCCCUCCUCUUUUUACCCCUGCUUCCUGCUCAGGCCUCAGACUCAGACCCUAAACACUCUGCUAACAACCAGCACAGGAUGUCCUGCAGGACUUACAGUAAAAAUGAUUUGUGUAUAUCGUGGCAGAAGGGAAACAGGUGUAAAUGUCAGGGUGGCAUGCAGGUCAUAGGACAGUGUUUCCCAACCUGGAACUCCUGAGUUGCAAAAAAACCCAGCAGUUGAGAUAUGUUUAAAAAGAAAUGGAAUUAAGUUUCAUAAAAAAAAAACUUUUUUUUUUCUCCUUGUGAAUUACUGGAUAACUGUUCCUCUCCAGGCCCCUGACAAAGUAUUCAGAUAAAUUAAUCUGAGAAGCAACAGUCCCUCUUUGGGAGAGAGGGGACAUACUGUAAAUUCUCAGAUAGUAAACUUUAUUUACACAUAGACUACUAUGUGAAUAAGGCUACUUUUAAAGGCAUGCCUUUAUUACCCCUGUUUCAAGUAUUUUGAUCAUAUUUUAGUAAGAAGCUUUAGAGGUUUUUGAUCAGUUCCUAUUUUAAUUAGCUGCUGCUGAUGCAAAGUCUAAGUCAAAGUUCAUAUUUAUACGGAGGAAGCUCCAUAUGAUAAUACACAUUUCAGGAUAAUGUACAUUUAAUGUUUCCUUAGUGGAAUUGUAUUAUGCUGAAUUAACCAUGCAAGCCACCAUUGUACAUGCAGUUACUACCCCACUCAAGUCAGGUUUCCAUCCAAAUGUAGCAUGGAUUUUUCCUGAAAAUUGGCAAAAUAAAAUGUGAAUUAAUGUGCGUUUCCAUCCACUACUGUAUACGAAUAAUCGUAGUUGGUUCAUCAAGAUAAAGAGUUUGUGACGCUAAUUCUCCAGUUGGGUUUGUUUCCUGUUUUAAUGUAUUUUGAUUUAUGUUUUAAUGUUAGGAAGGUUACAGUCUCCUCAUGGCUCCACACAGAUCUGAUGUUUUCAUCUCUUCAGUGGAAGCUUGAGUGACAGAUAUAACACAUAUGCUUCAUGUACAUCAUGAUUUAUUCGCUAAGUCUGUUUCCAUUGCACUUCGCCACAUUUCAAUUUUCAUCUAUACACCGACUUUUCCUUCCAGCCAAGAAUAAACACUUUUUUGUGAUAUUUCUUCUUUUUUUUCUUCAAAAACAGGUGGAUGGAAACACACUUUUAGUCUUUUACCCAACUUAGGGGCAGGCCUUCAUUUAGUUGUGCCACACAUGCCUGGCUGUUAUUUGGCCAGGAUUUUAGAAAUACUGAGGUAUGUAUUGAAGGUAUUAGUUGAACACUCCCACUUCCACCAAGGGAUUUUGGCCAAAAAUGAACUAUAUUGAAUAUUUUUAUUUUUUUAAUUAAAUUAUUCAUUCAAUUGUAAAGUCUGUAAAUGUUAUUUUCCAGCGUGAGAUGAACACAUUUCACAGGCCACUCCAAUCUGCUAUAAAUAAACUAGGAAAUGCAAAAUACUUUGGUUAUUAAACGUAUUGACCUAAAAGUAGUAACAAUUCAAUAUAUUUAUUCCACAAAAUGGAAUGGAAUCAGCCUAUAUAAUCAGUAUAUUUAUCCACCAAGUGUUUAUCUGCAUAAUGUAAAUGUAACCCUUUUGCCAAGAAUCGUAAUUGCCAGAAUAAACAUAGAGGACACAACCACAGUGUCCUCUGUCUUAGCUACUGUAUGGGCCUGAUUUGGGAAUUUAGUAUCUUUGUUUCAAAGGGUCACAAGCUGAAAAGGUUGGGAAUCACUGUCAAAUGGGGAUUAUGGGAUGCUAGGGGAUCAGCGUUGGUAUUAGCUGAGUCGUCACUCGAUUCUGCAGAGCUGGGGCAUGAAACAUAUUUCGUAAAAUAAAUAGACAAAAUCAUCUAUAUAAAAAAAAACUGUAGGUGAACAUAGAUAAACUUUGAGCUUUAGCCUCACAAAGACCUCCACCGUAUAUGUCGUGGAAACUGGAGCAGUAGGGUCUGAUAUUUACAACACCAUCACUCCUCACCUGCUCUCCAUGUCCUCUCACCUGGGCUCUCAGCAAAAGGCUGAGCUGCAAAAUCCGAAGAAAGGGAUGAUCACUUCUCAUUUCUUUUUUGUGCUUUGUGUGUGUCAAUAUUGUUUAAAGGAACUGUACCAAGACAGUUUAGCCUAUUUGCUUUCAUUUCAAGAGUAAGAUGACAAGUUUGAUAUCACUCUAAUGUCUGUGGGUUAAGUACUUAGCUGGAGUCAGUAUGCGGUUAGCCUAGCUUAGCAUAAAGACUGGAAGCCAAGCGAAACACCUAGCCAGCCGCUCUGUCCAAAAUAAAUAAGUAAAUCUGACUAAUUAACACGGGGUAUGUUGUCUUUUUAAACAGCAAACAGAAAUGUAAAGCCAAAGGACAAUUAGUGGUUUUCGGUGGUGUUAACAUGGUGAAAGUUCUGAAGAACAACAGCUGGGUGCAGUGACUGUUCCACUUUCCAUGGUCUUGUCACAUUGAGGUUGCCAGGUUUACUUCCAUCAUAUCACAGAGCUCACCAACCUUAUCAUUUGGCAACCUGGAUGUAUAAACAGUUGUUUAUCAAGACAUAGCUCCGACACAUAACUCACUUUAAAACCGCAGAGAGUCCAUUUCUGCAUUUCUAUUUGUGUAUAGGCUAGCUGUUUCCCCUUGCUUCCAGUCUUUAUGCUAAGCUAGGCUAACCACAUCCUGACUUCAGCUCCAUUCUUAACACACAGACAGAAGAUUGACUUUCAUCUUCUCAUGACAUUCUCGCAAAGAAAGCAAAUUAGCAUAUUUACAGAAUUGUUGAACUAUUCCUUUAGAUGGCGGGGGAAUUGGCUUUGUCUUUAUGUGGAGAUGAUUGCAGCUCAGCCUGAGUGUGAGAAGCGUGGUUUUCCUCAAGUCUGAGUUCAUCCCGCCACCACCACCACCACCACCGCCAACAGCGUUACUACUUGCACUGACUCCAGUGUGACUCAGCAGCCAAUGGCAAUAUUUUUAGUUUUUGGCUUCUCUUUCUUUCCCUGUUUUGCCCCUCCUGAACCCCCCAACCCCAACCAAUCCCCCCCUUCCCUUCUGUCCGUCCACCUCCUCUUUGUAUCGGCUGCGGCUGCUCAGUAGGUGGCACUGUGAACGGCUACUGGAGCGACAGCCCGUGGUAGAAGAAGAGCGGACGACAAAUGCCACAAGGGAAGAAGAGAGAGAACUGAACUGAAAUGACAACAGACACAGCAUACUAACAUAGAAAUAUGCAAUGUAGAUACAUGAAACAGCGGUGGUUGGAUCUGUGUGUUUCUGUUUAGUUAUGUUGUAACUGCUGCACACAUGAGUGUGCAUGUGGAUGUUUGUGUGUGCAUGUGUGUUUCUGCAUCUACCUCUGAACUAAGAUGCACAAAUAUGAACCUGGAAAAUACAUUUUCCUUUCUUUUUGCUUCUGCAAGAUUGAAAGUAAGACAUCAUUUUUUCACUUUAGUUUUGUUAUUUUAUAUUAGCAAUCUGUGUGUUACUGUGACUUUUUUUUUUUAGUAAUUUAAGUAAGUAAGUUUUUUUUUCUUCCAAAAUAUAAAAGUUUUUUCCUUUUUUUUACUGGAAUUUUUUGAUGUUGCAGACAUUUCAUUGAUUUCAUGACAAUGCCAUACUUAUUAAUUGUUUUAGACAGUAAUUAUGUGUCUGUUGGCUAAGUUUUAUACAGUAUCUGUUUAAAUCUCUAGUCCUCAUCUCUCGCUUUCACCUUCCCUCUCUUCCACCACAAAGUAACAGAGAGCUUUCAGCCGGCAGGAAAUCAUUCCUUUUGAUUUGCAUUAGAUUCCCAAGAUCACUUACCACCCAGUUAACAUAGACUCUGUUUAGGCAAGACUAUCCUUAAAAAAAGAAACAUUUAAAGGUGCAGAGGAAGUUUAUAAAGUACUGUUUGUCCUAUAAGGAUACCUAAGGAAUGUUUCUGUGCUCUGAGGUAUCUCCUUCCUGUUACUGUUUUACAUUCAAGCUGGUAGUGCUUAGAAGGUGAGAGCACCAAAUGAGGAGACUUUGUCUGAGGAGCAUAUGAUUGUUUAUUUAAAAAAUUAGCUCGGCAUUGUGGGAAAAAUACUUUCUUUUGAGCUACAUUUGGAGCUAUAGUAGCAAAGCAUUUAACCUAACUUAGAUUUAAGACUGGAAGAAGGGGGGAAUAGCUAACCUGGCUCUGUCCAAUGCAAAAAAUACACGCUCAUCUCAUUUGUUAAACAUGGACAGAACAAAAACUAAAAAUGAGGAAGCUCACAGUGAAGACAAGGAAGCUACUUCCAUCACAACUCCUGUAAAACCCACAUUUUUACAAUUUACAACUUUUUGUGUACAGAUUAAACAAGAGAUUUUUCAUCAUCAUUGUGUUAAUUAGUAGGCUUUACAGGUGUUCAUUUUCAAAUUUUUGGACAUUUUAGAUCCAGGCUAGCUGUUCCCUCUGCCUCCAGUCUUUACGCCAAGCUAACGUAAUUGCCCCCUGGUUCUAGCUCUGUACUGCACAGGCAUGAGAUUUAUAUUGAUUCCUCAUCUUACUCUCGAUAAAAAAGUGAAUUAGCGUAUUUUCCCGAAAUGUCAAGCUACUCUUUAACCUUAUGUGACCCUGAUUCUGGGUCAUGCAGGGUUCUUGUUUCCUGUUUAGCCUAGUUUGAAUCCACUGGAAGUUCAGGAUUAAAUUCCCAGUUGGCAAAUCAUUUUAAACCCCAAUCCUAUUAGACAUGCAGACCAGGCACACACACACACACACACACACACACACACACACACACACACACACACACUCUCCAAUCUCUCUACUGAACCUGUCUAUAGUUCUCAACAUUUCAUCCUCUCCUCAUCUUCCUCUCCCUUCCCAAUGUCCACUUGUUGUGAGUGUGUCUGUAACUUUCACUGAGGCCACUGCUGAUUGGUCGCUUUUGUCAUGAUAAUGUACAUAUGUAAAGGUUGCGUUGUAUUUGAAUCUGCAUGGGUUUCCAUUGCAAGCAAUAAGGAUACUGAUAUGACUAAUAAUGUGAGGAGGUUUGAUAAGCUUUUAGUCUCAAGCUUAAUGAAUGUGUAUAUACCAUUUAGACAUGUAAGAGUGUGUAUGGAUGUGUGUGUUAAGAUGCAUACAUAUGCACUAACAAAGCAUGCAGGACAAAAAAUGUUCACCUCUUUGAAUGCGAAAGAGGUGGGAUGGGCUGACAUUAUGCAUGCCAAAAUGCUAUGAUGCUAUUGGUCAGAAGAGACCAAGUUAGGUACUGUAAUGGAGCUGGGUGGGGGUGGGAAAGUUUAUUUUUGCAGGACAGGGAGGGGUUAUAUUUCUAGUAGGUCUUGUAUAGCUGCUUUCUUAUCGAACUUGAAAGACUUAUGAUAAGAGAAACAUAUUAACAAUCGAAGCUUAUGAUUUUCUUCUUUUUUUGCUUCUCUUUUCACAGAGAACUGUUCUGAAAGCCCUGCGCUUAUCAGAUAUAUGCAAAAAGAAGCAGUAACUGUGAACUAAUGCUAAGACAUGAAAAAACAAAUCCAGCUUCUUCCAUCAUUGUCUCAACUCCUCUUCUUCAAGAGAGAGAAGAGACCAUUCUCCUCCCAAGAUACCUCCUCACCAAAAUUUCCCUAUCCAUCUAUAUUCAUCUGCUUCUUCAUUAUCUGUCUGUGAUUCAUCCAGCCCAUGUCAUGUUUCUUUUCCUUCUGUCCACUUCUAUUCUCUACACUUGCAUUUAAACUGCAGUGAGUUCAAAAGGAUACCUCUGCAAUGUGAGAAUGCAAUGAUUCAAUACAAGCUCCCACAAAGGAUGAGUAUCAGGGCCAAAUUUGCCGGCCAGGGGGGCCUCGGGGAAAACUGAGCUGCCGGCCCCUUUUGAGCAUAUCCCGUUUCUCUGUGUUAGUUUGAUUAAAUUCAAGAAUCCUUAUCCUUUUCCGUUAUAAACCUGAAAUAUUUCCAUCAAAGCAGAAUAUAACUCAUGUGGCUUUUCUAUCAGUCGCAUCAUCAUGACAACCAGUGACAGCGGUAAGUCUUAGCUGCUUUUUUUCUGUAACUCUAAAAACCAUACUAUAAAUGGACUUGAAGAACCUUGCCAGCCUAGCAACAUUAAGGCUACAAACAACCCAUUAUGCAACACUCUCUGGGAACCUGCAAUACUCUCUCUAUUCAAAAAAUAAAUCUGAUGUUAUGAAUAUGUGUGUAUGAAUGUCUAGUCCUCGAAUAUAAUGUGACCCCCACUUUUUCAAACGUAAUGUCUUGUGUUAUAUUUUGGCCAAUUCAUUUUCAGCUGCAAAAUCAGCUAAAAAUGCCCCAGGGAAUGGUAUCAUUACUUCCUUUGUUGAAACAAGUCAUUAAGUGUAGACCAUUGUUAGUUAGUUAUGCAAUCAAAGGCAGAUUGAUUGGACAGAACGGUCAAAAAGGCGAGAUCAUUGAAAACAUUUUAAUGACUUUAUUGUUGCGGACAUUGCACACACCCGCAAGAGAGAUGGCAGACAGUGUUAUGCAGGGAAUAUGCUGAGAGAAAGAAAAACUGUUGGUAUUGGACGUAACCCAAGGUUUUGGGUUUUGCAGGAUCAAUGUUCUUUUCCAGUGAUUUAUUGUAAUACCAAACAAAUUGGUAUUUUAUUCUUUUAUUUUUUUACCCCAAAAGAUCUUUGAAGAAGUUGCAUUGAAUAUCCAGUUGGAAACCACACUGCAGAGGCACCCUUCAAAAUUCAAACAUGUUUUUGAUUUAAAUUUCUUAAGCUUCUGCCCUUUGUUGCCAACGUUUCUCUUCUUCCCAUUCACAACUCAGGUAUCUCUUUCUCAAUCUGUUCCUCUAUGCCCCCCGUGUUUCUGUUCGCCCAUGUUUCCUCAAAGAUGUACUGUAUGUAUGAAAAAUGGAGACAUAACAAAAACAGUAGAGUGCUCCUCUCUUUUCUGUCCCUGUGAAUGCCAUGUGCUCGGUUUGGUGGCUCUUGCCCCACUCCUUCAAAAAUGCUAUUUUUUUGUUUUGCUUUCCUUGUCCAACUGUGCUUCCUGUCUUCUCCUUGUGUCGUUUCCUUGUCUUUCCACCCUCUUUCAAUAACUGUGUCCCUCUUUCUGUGAGACUUUACCCCAAUGCACCAUCCAACCCCCCACCCUGAAGUCUCUCACAGCAAAAACCAAAAAGGAAUUGAGUAAAAUUGGCGUACCUUUGCACCUACAAAAAAAAGGCCAAACACUGGAUUUCACCAAGGAGGAAGACAGGAACGGACAUUUAAAUGAAUGAAAAAUGCUGCAGUGAUAUAUUGUAAAUGGGGAGGAGGGGAAAAUGUGCUAUGAAAUGAUUUGUCGUGAGUGGAUUGUCAGCCAAGCAGCAUCAGAGGGAGGAGAUGGAGGAGGAAAAGUUUGGGGAAGACAAAAGUGUGGUGGAGGAGGAGGAGGAGGAGGAUGAAAGAAGCAAAAUCACUUCUCCAUUGCUGAGUUUCUAAACCCACUCUCUCUACAAGAAGAGGAAAACAAUAAACUUUGAAACCGCUGCUCCUCCAUCUCCCCCAAUGGGAUUCACUGUAGAAAACGGAAGGAGAUAGAGAGAAAGAGAAAAAAAGAAGAUCAGUGGCAGAAAUCAUCACCGUUUCUGAGGCUCUGACAGAAAAACGUUAUCAUCCGUGUGGCACAUUCAUAUGCAAACUCGCUCACAAUCCCAAUGAAGAAAAUGGUUGAGAUCACAUAUAAGCUAUUUUAAGAUGGGAGAGAAAACAUUUCCACCUCUUUUGAACUGAUUUUCAGAGCAAACCACAGCAUGGAUGCUCCCAGCGUAGCGGCCAAAAGGCCUACUGUCAGACUUGGAUUAGAAACCAUGUAACAAUGCCCUCUGUUUUAGUUGUGUUGUUGCAUUACUCUUUUUAUUUCAAGAAGCUGCAUUCACAACUGUUGAUUUCCAGUGGAUGUACCAUUAUUUUGGCACUCAAAGCACUAUGCAAUGUGAGGGGUGGUGCAUUGCGAUGUCUAACGGCUCUGGCAGAUUCAGCGUUGGCGCUGGGCUGCCCAGGCUGGGCUGCCCUGCUGAUCUCUGCUGAUCUCUGCUGAGCUACAGGACCUCUAACGGCAGGCUGAAAUCUACUCAUACAUAUCAGAAAACAUCAGCCAUAUCACAUCUAUAUUGACAUGAUCCUGAUCAAUCUUCCAGGAGCCAGUUCACAUCUUGGGACUGAGAUCUCAGCAAAUGUCAAAGAGACAGUUUUCAACCACCUUGUGAUGGAAUUAACCCAAAGACACAUGGAUCGACGUACCAGUUGGGGUGAACAGAAGCCCUCACAGACAAGAAACUAGCUGUAACAUCUGCUAAAGAAAAGGAGGUGUCACUGAAAAGGAAGCUUUCUCUCUUUCUCACUCUCUCUUUCCCUCUCAAGUGUUUACGGUAUUUCGACGCCCCCCUCCCUGCAUCUCAGCAUCGCUGCUGCUCCAUCUUUUUAACAAAACUGCAUGGCAUGAAUGAAACCAAUUAACACCCGAUGAAAGACAGUCAAAGACACAAUGGAUGGAUUAAAAAAAGGGGGGAGAGAGAAUGGAAAGAGUCUAUGAGAGAGACUAAAAAAUUUCUUUUUUCCACGCAGCAAUGUCAAUGCAAAGUCAUCAUCAUCCAAGCUACUUUUAACCCCCCAAACUGGCUGCAGAACAGCAUCUCCUGCAGUGAACUGCUCUCUCAGAAGGCAUAAUUGAGGAGGAGGAUCUCCCUCCCCCUCUGAGGUAAAGAGGGAGGGUGGAAGGAGAUUCUGCAGACCAUACACUCUAUAUUUCUGGGGCUGUGGGUCAAGAAGAUAGAGGCAUUUUACAGAAAGCAGGUAUUCAGCAGGAGCGGGAGAACAUCUUUGAGAAACUAUUUUAGGACAAAAAAAUGGCAACGAUUGCAAAUAAGAAAUGCAUUUUUACCAGCAUGAAUAUUCUGCAUGACUUCUGCAAGCCAUUCUGAUCUCCCCCAUGAAUAACAGGGCUAGAAAUUGAGAAUUUAAACAUGAAAAUUUAACCAAGAUUAUGUUAUAUGCAACCAAUUAAAAAAUGUAGGAUUGUGUUUCAAAAAAGAUUUCCUCAAUUUUAUUUUUAAUGAUAAAACACAAAUAAUUAAGAAAAAAAGGGUUGCUACAUCUACCGUUUUGUUUUCUCUAAGAAAUCUUAGGAGACCCCCAACCCCCCCAACCCACUAAAAUCCAAGAAGAUCCCAACUUCUGCAACUAUUUAUUCUGCUGCUACAAGUUUGUCUACUACUACUUCAACUUCUCACCUGGCUGCUACUCUGCUUCUUCUUCCUCCACUCAGAGAUGUCAUUGAUUUAGUGUAUUUGAAUUGAAACUGUCUGUUGUCCCAUUCUUUGGAACUUUUUCUUGACCUUGAUCUCCAAGGCAACACCACACUUUGCAGUCUGGAAUCAAGGAUAAGUCAGGAAAGGUACAGGUGAAGUUGGUUACCCACACAAUGAUCCAGGCAGCGCUGAAUAGGUACAAGGUGACUGCCUCAUCAUCCAGGCAAGUUAUUCCACUAUCUUAGAUUUAUUUCUGAGGAGAAUAUAUGGUUUUGUUUUCCCCAAGAGCAAUUGCUUUUUUAUAGUUUGCUUUUGGAGUCCCUUCUGUGUUAUCAUUUAGGGUUAGGGGUUAGAAUUAAUUAAUGUUUUAUGGGGUUAGGGUUGAAAUUAUGAAUUUAUACAAUAUGUACCACUGGAGUAUCAACAAACACAGGGCCGUAGCCAGGAUUUCAGAAAUACCAAAGUCCAAAUCCCCUCAACUCAACCAUACCCACCUAAAACAUUUGUAGGCCACCAAAAUUCUGUGAGAUUUUUCAACUCUAAAAAAGAGACAAAUCCCACAUUUUAUGUAGCCUAUCAUUUAACUUUUUGUAAUUCAAAUUAAAUUAAAUGUUACAGCAAAAUAUUAUUGUCUGAUGUUGGGUAAAAAAAUGUCUUUUUUGUCUGAAAACAAUCGAAAACAAAAACAAAUAACCCCACGCAAUAUAUUCAGACAAACUGUUUAUCUGCAUGUAUUUUGCCUGAUGAAGGUCUGAAGACGAUACGUUGUGUUCAUAAAGUGAGUUGGACAGUGUACGGGAUUUUCUUUGGUUUUGAUCCUGCACACUUGCCACUAAGACUUUAUUGGUGUGCAAGAACCUUGUUGAAAUUACGGCCUAAAAAAAAUCUAAUUUAGACAAAAAAUAUCAGAAUCAGCCUCAUAAAAAAACGUGUAAUCAUAGACUGUAAACUAAUUUCAUCAUUUCAUGUCAAAUACAAACAACAUGACCUCUGUGGUCUCAAUGGUAGCCAUGGACCUGACCAAAGGAAAGACAAUAUGUGGUUCAGUGGAAACAUCCCACUUCAAAACACCAACAAAACACAACAAAAAAAGAGAAAGUGUAGCUUUUUCAUGGUGCUUUGAGACAACAUAAGAGCAGAAGAGGCACACAUGUACCAUGUACAGCUCAUUUAUCAGACCACCAUUAAUGGAUUAUGAGCAGCUCCUGAUGGUGGUGGUUCCCCUAUGGUGAGAGGCAGCCAUCUUGGCUCUAUGUUUUCAGUGCCCCUAUCACCAGAAACAGUAGAAGCAAGAUGUUUUGACUACUAGACUAGAUAAACAGGGGAAUUUGCAGAAAGAUGGAAAUGCCUUUAAAAGUGGCAGGUAGCCUUCUUGACAGAUGUGUUAAAAAAAAAAAAAAAGCUGUGUUCUGGUACUUUUCAUUUGUCUUGUCAUGUCUUUAUUAUGCAUCUCAUGUGACGCAUAAUUGUUAAUUUUUUAUGCUGUUUUAUUUAUUUAAAUUGCUCUGUAUUAAUUGGUAUUUGGUUUAUGAGACCAUGUGGGCCCACCACUUGGGCAAAAUUAUUUGAAACUUUGUAGGCAUGGAUGGAUUACUGAACAGGCCUACCAGGCACAGGCUUUGUGGCCGAAGGGAUAGGGGUGCCCUGGGUGAGAUCCUCUGUUUAAAGUGACUGAUACAAUUUCUUCAUGGAAAGUUAAUCAACUCAAAACAAAACGACCUCAAAGAGACUCAAAGUGACUUCAAAGAGAAGCAAAAUGACUACAAAGAGACUGAAAACUACUACAAGGAGACUCAAAACUACUACAAAGACACACAAAAGACUACAAUGAGACUCAAAAUGACUACAAAGAGAAGCAAUGCACAAAAAAGUACACAAAAUUGAGCCCAUUGUUUCAUAAUCCAUCCAUGUGUGUAGGUUUUUCAUUUUGUGGCUGACAUACAGUAGGGCUAUGACAAACAUCAAACCAAAAAUAUUCCCAUUUAUGGCUUGUUCCCUAUUUAAAAAAUCUUUAAAGUAACAGAAAACAAAAAUUUUACAAUAAAUGUCCAGCUAUUUGCAGACAAAUCUGUACACUCCUGUCACUGCUUUUGCCAAACUCACCAGCCAGAGAAGUGCAUCAGAUUUUCAUUAAGGGCUAUCAAGCUAAACGAAGACCCUUAGUAUUUGUGGAUUGGACGCUUCAAAAUGUGGUCAUAUGUACCAUGGUGUUUUAAAUCAUUGUCACAUUGCUGGGGUGAAGGGAGAAUAUUUAGGAGAAUAUUUUCUAUAACAAAGAACUUAAGACCUACAUUCUUUGUAUAGCUAUGAAUUCUUGACCCCUAAAACUCAUCUGAAUUGGCCAUGUAUGCAAGAUGUAGCCUGGUCUGCUACUUUAUUUAGUUCAACUAAGAUAUAUUUUGGUUCAUAUGGGCAGUAAAACCUUUCUUUAGCUUUGAUUAUCUUCACAUUAUUAUUGAGCACAGCAGAAAAAGUCUUUUGCGCACUUGAUAAAAUGCAGAUUUGGACAGUACUAGGUACUCACAGUCAAGCUGCAGUCCAUGCAGUAUUUGUUAUUUAAUUGUCAAAUGCAGUGUGUGAAAAUUAGAUAACAUAUUUUGAGGAUUAAUAAGCAUUAUACAUUGUAGCUUUUACAGCGUAUGCAGCCACGCUAACUGAACCUGAUAACUUGAACGGUCCCUGGCUGGUUAAAUAUGAAGUUUGGUUUGCACCAUGUUGUGCAUUGUGGGGACCGAAAAGGUUUGCAUACUCUGUUCAAAAUUAUUGUAUGUCGUCACAG